This is a messenger RNA of Cheilinus undulatus (humphead wrasse), 1987 nucleotides long. RefSeq names its product major facilitator superfamily domain containing 10 (gene slc75a1). Bases 153 to 1514 code for a protein of 453 amino acids. The transcript has 13 exons. Gene Ontology annotation, cellular component: brush border membrane. Gene Ontology annotation, biological process: transmembrane transport. Gene Ontology annotation, molecular function: transmembrane transporter activity. The record is from RefSeq and is a predicted model, not a curated record. NCBI's taxonomy places the organism in Eukaryota, Metazoa, Chordata, Actinopteri, Labriformes, Labridae.
GACACCGCUUCCUGGUGUGGACUAAAUAAAAUGGGCUGAUGCUAUGAGAAGGUUGAAGUGUUCGAGUCGGGUUCAAAUGCUCCACUUCUAACCCUCACCGUGCCUUUUUCAUACAAGCAAGAACAGAAGAGGCACCGUAUUCAGUUGAAGGAAUGUCAGCUGUAAACAAAUCUGCUGAGGAUGACGGCUCCUCUUCGUCAAAGGUCAUCAAAAUUGUGUUUAUCCUCCUGCUGCUGGACCUGCUGGGAUUCACUGUGAUCCUUCCACUCCUGCCUUCAAUUUUAGACCAUUAUGCACAAACGGGGGAUGUUGUGUAUGAGUCCUUGCAGGGUGUUGUGGACUGGUUCAGGGAGGCUGUGGGGAUUCCUAUGGAAAAGAAAUACAACACAGUCCUGUUUGGAGGUCUGAUUGGAUCGCUGUUUUCCCUACUGCAGUUCCUCUUCUCACCCAUAACAGGGGCUCUGUCAGACCGCUAUGGCAGAAGACCACUGCUCAUCCUCACCACACUAGGGCUGAUGUCCUCCUACGCUAUCUGGGCAGUUUCCCAGAGCUUCAAGAUGUUCCUUUUGUUUCGAGUAAUUGGGGGCAUUUGUAAAGGAAACGUCAGUCUCUGCACUGCCAUUGUGGCCGACUUGCCUUGCCCAAAAGCCCGAAACCGAGGAAUGGCUAUGAUCGGCAUUGCCUUCUCUGUGGGCUUCACAGUGGGACCUCUGAUGGGCGCCUACUUUGCCAUUAGCUCAAAAACAACAGGAGGUAUAUUCUACCAGACUCCAGCACUGCUCGCCUUGGCCUUCAGUGCUGCUGAUCUGCUCUUCAUUUGGCUCAUGCUACCAGAGACACUCACAAAUAAAGUCAAGGCUUCAUCCUCAGGGUCUGGGGACUCCAGGGACCUUCUGAGCCCAUUGUCCCUCUUCCAUUUCUCAGCUGUUACAAGAACAAAAGAUCCGCCUUCCAAAGCAAGAAUGCAGAAGCUACAAGUGCUGGGCCUGAUUUAUUUCUGCUACCUCUUCCUGUUCUCUGGUCUGGAGUUCACUCUGAGUUUUCUGACUCAUCAACGUUUCCAGUUUACAAGUAUGCAACAGGGAAAGAUGUUCUUCUUCAUUGGUGUCAUCAUGGCUUUAAUUCAGGGGGGUUAUGCGCGAAGAAUCAAACCUGGGCACCAUAUCAAGGCCGUUCGUAUGGCAAUCAUAACAUUAAUCCCUGCAUUUAUUCUCAUCGGACUCUCAUGGAGCAUGGCGAUGCUCUAUGUUGGCUUAGCAUUAUACUCAUUUGCAGCUGCAAUAGUAGUUCCAUGCCUGUCCACUCUUGUGUCUGACCAUGGCUCUGCCAGUCAGAAGGGCACAGUAAUGGGGAUCCUACGUAGUUUGGGAGCUCUGGCCAGAGCACUUGGACCAGUGAUGUCAUCCUCAGUGUACUGGAUUGCUGGAGCUCAGACAUGUUUUCUCCUCACAUCAGCCUCCUUUAUCAUCCCUCUACUUCUCCUUAAAACAGCUGGAAGGCUAAAGGAGGAGUGAGGGAUACCAAGAGUCAAUUUAGUGUUUGAUAGUUUUAUUGUGUUAUGAUGUUUACAUCUGUUGGGGGAAAAGCACUGAAUUAGAACUUUGACACAUGCAAAAAAUAAUUAUUGAGGUUUAGACUGUUGUGCUGUUUCAGCCAUGUAUCAACACAUGGAACAAAAUAAUGAAAGCACAUUGUGCCAUAUAGAGCAAUAUUACUAAACAAAGAGUAAACAUGAUGCCUUUGAAUGUAAUGUGAUGCAUAUUGUGAAUUGCACAGGUUGGCUUGAUUUUGGUUGCAAAUAACGAGAAGAUUUAUCAAACAUUGCUAUCUUUUUAUAAUGUAUUUUAUCUAUCACCCAGAGUUUCUGUUUUUUUUUUUUUCUUUUAAAGAAGCCCUUUAUUUUAUAUCAAUUGCAGGAUGUUACUGUUAUAUUUUGUGAUUUAUAAAAAAUAAAGUAUAGACUGAAUCAAACACCUUUCUCUGGAAA